AUGUCACUUAAAGCGAAGAUCGACGUCUUCCCCUUUGACGGUUAUCUGCUGCAGGAUCCUUCGGUGGUCAGUGUUAUGCAGGCAGUUGUGCGGGGAAACAAGACAGGAGGCACCGGUGUUGGAAACAGCGGCGGCGCGAGUGGCAACGAAACCGGCAGUGGUGGUGUGGGAGGUGGUAACGCAAACAAACGACGUGAGGCGGGCGGCGGGACAACAAAUUCUGAACGGCGCAUAAAAACACCAUUGGAGAAGCUCAUGAGCCUCAGGGCACGGUGCCGAGAGCAGCAGCGCGUCCAGUCAGUUGAAGGCGUACUACUUGUGCAUGCGCACGACCAUCCUCACGUGUUACUUCUAAGACACAACGUUAAAACAACGAAUCGCUCGCGCGUAUUACCUGCGACGAACACAAACAGUACCGCCGUGUAUCGGCUUCCCGGUGGACGGUGCAGGAAUGGGGAACCGGAGGAGCUGUGCCUUCUCCGCAAACUAGGAAGGGAUCUUCUCAACGAAUCAAAACGUUUGACUUCGUCCUCUACAGCGGAGGAGGAACGGAGUGAAGUGGUGGUUGAUGUCGGUAGCGCACAUCCCAAUGGCACCGCUGUUACUGCUUCAUCAUCUUCAUUUCGAGUGGGUGAAGUGUUGGCGCGGUGGUAUAGACCACACUUUGAUCCCUUGAUGUAUCCGUACGUUCCGGCUCACGUUGCGGAGAAUGAUGUAAGGGAAGUACGCACCAUUUUUCUCGUUCACAUGCCACCCCGCAUGCUGCUGACGGGAACGUACGGAGAUGAGGAACUUGUGGCCGCUCCAUUGUUCGAUCUCUACGACAAUACGGCGAAGUAUGGCGUGUUAAUUGCCUCUAUUCCAACACUUCUUUCUCGUGUAAACAUAAACUAUUGCAGGUAA
Trypanosoma brucei brucei TREU927 is the source of this 903-nucleotide messenger RNA. RefSeq lists its product as hypothetical. The record is from RefSeq and is a predicted model, not a curated record. Gene Ontology annotation, molecular function: mRNA binding. Bases 1 to 903 code for a protein of 300 amino acids. NCBI's taxonomy places the organism in Eukaryota, Euglenozoa, Kinetoplastea, Trypanosomatida, Trypanosomatidae. Gene Ontology annotation, cellular component: mRNA cleavage factor complex. The transcript has a single exon.